GGGUGUGCUGUGUGUGUUGCCGAGUUCUCCGGAAUAGCGACCAGGAUCAAAGCGUGUUAAUCGUGCUCGUGCUGAAAUUUUGUGUUCACAACCCUUUUGCCAUAAAACAGAGAAAUGUUCCGAUUGCCAACAGUGUUACGUGUGGCUGCCGCCCGUCAAAUUGCGGCUACUCGAGGCUACGCAAAGGAUGUACGCUUCGGACCAGAAGUGCGCGCCCUCAUGCUGCAGGGUGUGGAUGUGCUGGCUGAUGCCGUUGCCGUUACGAUGGGUCCAAAGGGCCGUAAUGUCAUCCUCGAGCAAAGCUGGGGCUCGCCAAAGAUCACCAAGGAUGGUGUGACCGUGGCGAAGGGAAUCGAGCUGAAGUGCAAAUUCCAAAACAUCGGCGCCAAGCUGGUGCAGGAUGUGGCGAACAACACGAACGAGGAGGCCGGUGACGGCACCACAACUGCCACGGUGUUGGCUCGAGCCAUCGCGAAGGAGGGCUUCGAGAAGAUCUCGAAAGGCGCCAACCCGAUCGAGAUCCGUCGUGGUGUUAUGCUGGCCGUCGACACCGUGAAGGAACACCUGAAGACGCUCUCACGCAAGGUUAACACGCCUGAGGAAAUUGCCCAGGUAGCGACAAUCUCAGCAAACGGAGACCGCGCCAUUGGCGAUCUGAUCAGCGAGGCGAUGAAGCGUGUCGGCAAGGAAGGUGUGAUCACGGUCAAGGACGGUAAGACGCUAAACGAUGAGCUCGAGGUGAUCGAGGGCAUGAAGUUCGAUCGAGGCUACAUUUCGCCGUACUUCAUCAACUCGAGCAAGGGCGCGAAAGUGGAGUUCCAGGAUGCACUCGUCCUGUUCUCGGAGAAGAAAAUCUCAACGGUGCAAUCGAUCAUUCCGGCCCUCGAGUUGGCGAACCAGCAACGCAAGCCGUUGGUUAUCAUCGCGGAGGAUGUGGAUGGCGAAGCGCUCAGCACGCUCGUUGUGAACCGUCUGAAGAUCGGCUUGCAGGUGGCGGCCGUCAAGGCUCCCGGCUUCGGGGAUAACCGCAAAUCGACGCUGUCUGACAUGGCGAUCAGCGCCGGAGGCAUCGUGUUCGGUGACGAUGCGAACCUGGUGAAGCUGGAGGACGUGCAGCUGUCCGAUUUGGGCCAGGUGGGUGAGAUCACCAUCACGAAGGACGAUUGUCUGUUGCUGAAGGGACGUGGCAAGCAGGAUGAUGUGAACCGUCGUGCGGAACAGAUCCGUGAUCAGAUCGCCGAAACGACGUCGGAGUACGAGAAAGAGAAGCUUCAGGAGCGUCUGGCCCGGCUCUCAUCCGGUGUGGCCGUGCUGAAGGUGGGUGGCUCAAGCGAGGUAGAAGUGAACGAGAAGAAGGACCGUGUAAAUGAUGCACUCUGCGCGACUCGGGCCGCCGUUGAGGAGGGCAUCGUGCCUGGAGGUGGCACCGCACUUAUCCGCUGCUCCCCGGCGCUCGCCAACCUGAAGGGAUUGAACGAGGAUCAGAACACGGGCAUCGAGAUUGUGCGCCGUGCGCUGCGUAUGCCGUGCACGCAGAUUGCCAAGAAUGCCGGUGUGGACGGAUCAGUCGUCGUGGCGAAGGUGGAGGAACUGCAGGGCGAUUUUGGUUACGAUGCGCUGAACAACGAGUACGUCAACAUGAUCGAGAAGGGCAUCAUCGACCCGACGAAGGUGGUCCGAACGGCACUCUCGGACGCGUCCGGUGUUGCGUCGCUGCUCACUACGGCUGAAGCCGUCGUCACGGAAAUCCCGAAGGAGGAACCGGCCGGUGGUCCGAUGGGUGGUAUGGGUGGAAUGGGCGGCAUGGGAGGUAUGGGUGGUAUGGGUGGUAUGAUGUAAAGCACAAGUAGCAUAACCUUACAGAAGGAAUGAAGCUGCCUUAGAAAAUUUGUCAGCAAACCGGAGAGACGCCGAUUUCGACGAGAAAGUCCUAGCAAACACAUCACCGGAAUCGGACGUCAUUGGUUUUGGGUUUGGCAUAUUUCCAAAGGCACCUUCAUCGUUGCUGAGUUCAAUGCAUUUACUUUUAUUUUUCAUAACCAGCAUCAGUUUACAUUGCACCGUCGGUGCAUUUACGUAUGGUCUUCACAAUUGAGUAGGGAUUCUUUGUUUGUUUUAAAUUAAAACACAAUUGCUCGCGCCUCGUCACAGGCCGUGCCACAGUAUAUCCCUGCCACGAGCAAGGAUACAUACCACCUACUGCCCGAUUAGAUUCGUAGUAAUUCCGGCCAUAGCGAACUGAACGGAAAGAACAAUCUUUAGAAUUAGUGCUACAGUAAGUGGAAAGAGUACCACGGGAACCUGGUAGAGUUUGUUACUUCGCUGAGAAUGGAAUAGAGAUAUCCUUCGCAUGGGAUGCGUUUGUUCUGUUGUUAGUCACACACAUACAGCAGCACAUACACACAGUCCAAUCCACUGUGUGAAAAUUAGCUUGUAAGAGAGAAACUAUAUCUUUACCAUUCAUCCCAAAAGCAGUUACUUCACCGAUAUGAUGCAGGUCAAAGAUGAAAAGGAGGGAUGCAAAGACUAGCAAGUAGUAGUCGUUUCAGUUGGUUUAACAGCUAAAAAGCAGAAUCAGUAAUAGCAGUAGUCUUUAAUGGUAGAUUUCGGUAGAUCAUUCUUUACAUGUUUUCGACAUUAGUUUCGUCUAUUGUUUUUUUGUUUCUUUGUUUAAGAUCGCUGUAUUUUAAUUCUCGCAUUUUAUGGUGUGGGUGGUUCAAGGAAGAAACAGCUUGCGAAACUAUGCCAAGCCACUUACGACAUUCUGUUAUACAGCAUUUCAAUUCAUUAUACUUCCAAUAAGGAUUAAGAAGCGCAGCUCUGUAGCUGAUGUGUGAACGCGUGUCGGUAAACGUGUUUGAAAUCCUCUUUAUCCCAGUGCAGGAAUCAUAAAAUCACAAGUUUCUGCAGUGUUAUUGAUGGGCGCUGAUUGAUGUUUAACAUUAGCAUGCUAAAAGGGAUUAUAAGAAGGUGAAGCAAUGACGGAGUGACUGCGUAAAAAAGGAGAAACGGUCUCGUUGUUCAUAUUUAGGAAGUUAAGGCUAGUUGAAAUCAUAUAAAUGGGAACACUCGCGUUUUCCACCAUAUUGCAUUAAUGGUCAAAAGUAUCCCAUUUUCUCUCGCGGUAGUUAUAUAGGUUCCGGGGGAGAACGCUUUCGAUAGUUGUAAUUAUUUGUUUCGAAAGUGUAUCCCUGCGGUGCACCGGAUUGUAUGGAAAAUAGCAUUUUCCAUCACGCAAGAACGGACAUCGUGAAACUAAUCGUUAAUUUCCUUCGAAGAAACCGAAAUGAAGAUGCUCUGGCGAAAUACACGGAUACUA
Anopheles nili is the source of this 3319-nucleotide messenger RNA. Its product is annotated as heat shock protein 60A-like. Gene Ontology annotation, cellular component: mitochondrial inner membrane; mitochondrial matrix. Bases 115 to 1839 code for a protein of 574 amino acids. The record is from RefSeq and is a predicted model, not a curated record. The transcript has 3 exons. Gene Ontology annotation, molecular function: protein-folding chaperone binding; ATP binding; ATP-dependent protein folding chaperone. NCBI's taxonomy places the organism in Eukaryota, Metazoa, Arthropoda, Insecta, Diptera, Culicidae. Gene Ontology annotation, biological process: protein import into mitochondrial intermembrane space; apoptotic mitochondrial changes; protein refolding.